Molecule: messenger RNA, 1548 nt
Organism: Glarea lozoyensis ATCC 20868
Lineage: Eukaryota; Fungi; Ascomycota; Leotiomycetes; Helotiales; Helotiaceae
Product: (Trans)glycosidase
Exons: 5
Coding region: 1-1548 (515 amino acids)
Biological process (GO): carbohydrate metabolic process
Molecular function (GO): alpha-galactosidase activity
Source: RefSeq, a predicted model, not a curated record
AUGUUUCGUUCGGGUUCUUUUGUCAUUGCUGUCGCCGGCUCUGCUUUGUUUGCUAUUGGGGUCCGUGGAAAGGACAAUGGUUUGGCUAUUACACCUCAAAUGGGAUGGGACAAUUGGAAUGCCUUGGGCUGUGACGUCUCAGAAGAUCUUCUCGUCCAAACGGCAAACCUGAUUGUAGAUUACGGCCUUCGAGAUCUGGGAUAUCAUUAUGUUAUCCUUGACGACUGUUGGAGCAGUGGUCGAAAUGCUAGUAGUAAUAACUCUCUGAUCCCAGAUACGACCAAAUUUCCCAGGGGAAUGGCAGCAGUGGCCGAUGACAUCCAUGCUCUGAAUCUCGGGUUUGGCAUGUAUUCUGAUGCCGGUCGCUACACUUGUGGCAUGUAUGAGGGCAGUCUGGGUCAUGAGACAGUAGACGCGAAUUCUUUCGCUGAGUGGGGAGUUGACUAUCUCAAAUACGACAAUUGCUAUAACGAAGGAUAUGCGGGAAACCAACUUAUUUCCUCAACCAGGUACCGAACCAUGGGUGACGCUCUCAAUGCCACUGGUCGCCCUAUUCUUUAUUCUCUAUGUAACUGGGGAGAGGACUACCCUUGGAAUUGGGGGUCGACUGUAGCCAACAGCUGGAGAAUCUCGGGGGAUAUCUUUGACGAUUGGGAUGCCUACGAUGCUCGAUGUCCUUGCGAGGGUCCAGAUGCCUGGAAUUGCGAGCUCCCAGGAUUUCACUGCUCAGUCACCAAUAUUUUCAACAAGGUGGCGUUCAUUGUUUCGAAAGCUCAACCAGGUGCCUGGAAUGACCUUGAUAUGCUGGAAGUUGGCAAUGGGGCCAUGACCGAUCCGGAAUAUGUCGCCCAUUUCUCAAUGUGGUCUGCGGUCAAAUCCCCUUUAAUUAUGGGCAACGACCUCCGCGAUAUCGCACCACAGGAUCUUUCUAUCCUCUCAAACGCCGCUGUCAUCGCGGUUAACCAAGAUCCACUUGGUCAAAGUGCCGCCAGGAGAUGGUUGUGUCAUGGCAAUGGGACAAACGGCGAGAGUGGUGGCUCUGGAAUCCAACUGUGGUCUGGUAACCUCAAAGGAACAGUCCAUGAGGAUUACAACGACUAUGUUGUUCUGCUCGUCAAUGGUAACAACAACGCAACUGUGAUGAACGCCACACUGGAGGACAUUUUCGUCGACAGCGGGCCGAGGGGUCAUGCUCCUCAAGUUGAUAUGUCUUGGGAAGUUCGAGAUUUAUGGGCUGGUCGCAUGUCGAAUGAGACGGCGCAGGCGAUCAUUGAUGCUUCCGCAGUUGCGAGCAACACCACCAAUGGCUACAAUGCGACGACAAUUACCAGUGGUGGUAAUGCUACUGCCAUCUUCGAUAACCGCUACAAUGCAACCGCAAUGUCCUAUGCCGACGGCCUCGCUGCCAACAAUUCGAUCCUCCUCGGCAGUGUUACCACAACCGUCCAGCCGUCAGGCACGCUCACAGCUAAUGUUGAUCGUCAUGGUGCCGCGAUGUUCAGGCUUAGAGCCAUUCCUACUGCUGUAAGAAAGCGAGAUGAGCUGUGA